UCCCAGAAUCAAAUCCGACCCAGGCUACUGUUUCAAUCCUAGUCCUACUACAUACGACCUAGCCUAGUUAAAAUCAAACGUAUAUAUAAAAACCCACUUGUCUGCAACUACUAACAUCGCUCUCCACUCUCCACCCACCCUUUUACACAAUCAAAGUUUUGAUUUUUGCCUUACACCCAAACUCCUUCACACGCCUCGCCUCUGCCCGCUGUUCUUCCCUUCAUCUCCAACUGGUUUGCACUUUCCGAUCCAUCGUUCAUCCCUUCUAGCCCUAAUCUUUGUCUAAUAAAUGGCGCGCCUUUGGGAGAGCUUGCAGUGUGUCAUCAUCGUCUUGUUUUUCAUGAAACCUAAGAACAACCGACGAGGUGGUUUGAGGUGUGUUAACGUUGUCAUGUCGAAGAACACGAAAACCGGGAAUGUGUCGGAGGGGUCGGAGCCGGGUUCUUCUCUGGGUCGGAGCCCGGGGUACCGGGGGGUGAGGCGGCGGAAGAGCACUGGGAAAUGGGUGUCGGAGAUUCGGGAGCCGAGAUCGCCGAACAGGAUUUGGCUGGGGACGUUUGCCACGCCGGAAAUGGCGGCGGUGGCCUACGACGUGGCGGUGCGGGCUUUGCGGGGUCCAAACGCGGAGCUCAACUUCCCUAACUCCGCCGCGUCUCUCCCUGUCCCGGCGUCUAACUCCGCCCGGGACAUUCAAGCGGCGGCGGCUACCGCGGCCGCCGCUCUCGGGGCGGCCGCGGACGCACUGGAGGUCCCGAAGGAGGGCGGAGACGAAUUAGACAAUAAUAAUUCUGAAGAAUGUAAGGAGUUUGUUGACGAAGACAUGAUAUUUGAUAUGCCGAAUGUUCUUGUGAACAUGGCUGAAGGGAUGCUCCUUAGUCCGCCGCGUCUCGAUGUCGCCGGCGACUGGGACGCCACUGCGGCCGAUCACAACCUCUGGAAUUAUCCCUAAUGAGUCAGUCAAUCAUCUCCUUCUAUAUAUAUAUAUAUUUGCCUAAAUCUUCAUAAUUAUGGACUAUAAUGCAUAAUUAAUACUAUACCCUAAUAAUCUCGCUGGAAGGAGAAGGAAAAUCAACAUGCGAGCAUGAAUGUAAUAUAAUGUUUGUACUUUUUUUUUUUUUUUUUUUUUUUUUUGUUUUUCCUGUAAAAGUUUCCUAUUUCAUGCAUGUCCUUCAUUUUGCUUCUUCUCUUUGAUCUAUGGGGAAAAUUCUACUCGAUUUUACCUAUGAGAUCAAUAUAUAGUUAACUCUUGUAAGAGUGAAACUUAAAGCUUUGUAAUUAUCUAGUGGGUGUCAGAUCAACUUGGUUUGUUUUGCUUCUUAUGUUGAGUCUAUGUA
Ipomoea nil (Japanese morning glory) is the source of this 1334-nucleotide messenger RNA. RefSeq names its product ethylene-responsive transcription factor ERF024-like. The transcript has 2 exons. Gene Ontology annotation, molecular function: DNA-binding transcription factor activity; DNA binding. The coding region runs from base 290 to 949 and encodes 219 amino acids. The record is from RefSeq and is a predicted model, not a curated record. NCBI's taxonomy places the organism in Eukaryota, Viridiplantae, Streptophyta, Magnoliopsida, Solanales, Convolvulaceae. Gene Ontology annotation, biological process: regulation of DNA-templated transcription.